AUGGCAACCAAGGGCAGAGUCCUGAUCAUCGGAGCAACUGGUUUCAUGGGCAAGUUAAUGGCAGAGGCCAGCCUCGCCGCGGCACACCCAACCUAUUUGCUCGUCCGCCAACCUCUCAUCCCUUCCAAGGCCACCAUUGUUAAAACCUUCCAAGACAAAGGUGCCAUGGUCAUUCAGGGUGUCAUAAAUGAUAAAGAGUUCAUGCAGAAGAUUUUGAAAGAGUACCAAAUAGACAUCGUCAUUUCUACUGUCGGCGGGGCUCACGGUUUGCUGGAUCAGCUUACACUGGUGGAGGCCAUGAAAUCUGUCAACACUAUAAAAAGGUUUUUGCCUUCAGAAUUUGGGCACGAUGUGGACAGGGCAGAUCCUGUGGAGCCAGGUCUAGCAAUGUACAAAGAGAAACGUUUGGUUAGGCGUGUGAUUGAGGAAUCUGGAAUCCCAUACACCUACAUCUGUUGCAAUUCAAUUGCUUCUUGGCCCUACUAUAACAAUUGUCAUCCAUCACAGCUUCCUCCACCCUUGGAUCAGAUGCACAUAUAUGGUGAUGGCACUGUCAAAGCUUACUUUGUUGAUGGCUUUGAUAUUGGGAAAUUCACAAUGAAGCUUGUUGAUGAUGCCAGAGCACUAAACAAAGUUGUUCAUUUUCGACCGUCCAGCAACUAUUAUAGCAUGAAUGAGCUUGCUUCUUUAUGGGAAAACAAAGUUGGUCGAAAAAUCCCCAGAGUCACCAUCUCAGAAGAUGAUCUUCUAGCACUAGCUGCAGAGAAAUGUAUACCAGAGAGCAUUGUAGCAUCUAUCACACAUGAUAUCUUCAUCAAAGGUUGUCAAGUGAACUACAACAUAGAUGGUGUUCAUGACAUUGAGAUAGGGACUCUCUAUCCUGAUGAAACAUUCAGGAGCUUAGAGGAUUGUUUUGAGGAUUUUGUUACCAUGAUCGUUGAAAAGAUACAUAAAGGGGAAAAUGAAGUCUAUGGCACAAAGUCUUUAGUGGAAGCAGUGCCAAUCACAGCUUCCUGUUGAAAAGAAUCACCUCAAGAAUGCCCUUUAAUUUACUCGUUGAUAAUUAUUAGAAUUUUUAAAGAUAUGGACCACCAUGUUGAUGCUAAAUUUCAGUAUUUCACCUAUCUAUAAACCAUGUUGUCUAGGUAUUUAUAACAUA
Molecule: messenger RNA, 1159 nt
Organism: Lotus japonicus
Lineage: Eukaryota; Viridiplantae; Streptophyta; Magnoliopsida; Fabales; Fabaceae
Product: leucoanthocyanidin reductase-like
Exons: 5
Coding region: 1-1020 (339 amino acids)
Molecular function (GO): oxidoreductase activity
Source: RefSeq, a predicted model, not a curated record